Molecule: messenger RNA, 1732 nt
Organism: Hevea brasiliensis (rubber tree)
Lineage: Eukaryota; Viridiplantae; Streptophyta; Magnoliopsida; Malpighiales; Euphorbiaceae
Product: patatin-like protein 2
Exons: 7
Coding region: 167-1420 (417 amino acids)
Biological process (GO): lipid metabolic process
Molecular function (GO): glycerophospholipase activity; monoacylglycerol lipase activity
Source: RefSeq, a predicted model, not a curated record
UUCGUUACAUAGCUAGAAAUCAAUACAAGACCAUAAAAUUCUCUCCAACACUACUCAUCAAAAACCACACAAUACAUAUAUUAUCUCUUCUCUCUAGCUGCCACACCUCUCUGGUUCUCUAUCCUCCCUUUGAUAUAUCAGAAUUUCCAACACAAUAAUUUCUCACAUGGAAGAAGGAACAAAUCCACCCUUGCAGCCUCCAACUUAUGGAAACCUAGUCACCAUUCUCAGCAUUGAUGGGGGUGGAAUAAGAGGACUUAUCCCUGGAACCAUCCUUAGUUUCCUAGAAUCUGAACUUCAGAAGCUAGAUGGUGAAGAAGCAAGAAUUGCAGACUACUUUGAUGUUAUUGCUGGAACGAGCACAGGUGGUCUUCUUACUGCCAUGCUUACUGCCCCCAAUGAAAAUAAUCGACCCCUCUUUGCUGCUAAAGAUAUCAAGGACUUCUACCUCAACCACUGCCCUAAAAUCUUCCCACAACCUAAAUGUUUCCCAUUAUUUAGACAAGUGAAAAAGGUGAUCAGAGCAAUUUCGGGACCAAAAUACAAUGGAAAAUAUCUACAUGGUAUUGUUCGGGAAAAACUAGCAGAGACAAGAUUGAAUCAGACACUGACAAACAUCGUGAUCCCAACAUUCGACAUCAGACAACUUCAGCCAACCAUCUUUUCCACCUACGAGGUUAAGAGGAAUCCUUGCUUGGAUGCUCUACUCUCGGAUAUAUGCAUUGCAACCUCAGCAGCACCAACUUAUCUUCCAGCCCAUUAUUUUGAAACCAAAGACGAGCAAACUGGAAAAGAGAGAGAGUUCAACCUUAUAGAUGGUGGAGUUGCUGCAAAUAAUCCGGCAUUAAUUGCUAUUGGUGAAUUGACAAAGGAGAUGAUAAAGGGAAAUCCUGACUUCUUUCCGAUAAAACCAAUGGAUUAUGGACGGUUUCUGGUUAUAUCAUUAGGAACUGGGUCACCAAAAUCGGAAAAGAGAUAUGAUGCAAAUAAGGCAGGAAAAUGGGGUCUGCUGGGUUGGCUAAACAGUGGUGGUUCUACUCCUUUGGUUGAUGUCUUCACCCAAGCAAGUGCAGAUAUGGUGGACUUCCACCUUUCUGCAGUUUUUCAAGCCCUGCACUCUGAACAGCAAUAUCUUCGCAUUCAGGAUGAUACAUUGAGUGGAAUAGAAUCAUCGGUGGAUAUAGCUACAAGGGACAAUUUAGAAAAUCUUGUCAAAGUUGGUGAAAGAUUAUUAAAGAAACCUGUUUCCAAGGUAAACUUGGAGACAGGCACAUUCGAACCCACUAAUCAAGGGACUAACGAAGAGGCUCUCAAAAGGUUUGCCAAACUACUCUCUCAGGAGAAGCAGGUUCGCCUAGCUAGAUCACCCCAUGGACGACUUCUUUUAAAUUCUAAAGGACUGAAGUUAGAUUCCAUUUAAAUAGAUGUGAAUUUUAAUAAAUUAUAUUAAAAUUUUAUAUUUUUUUAUUAAAAUAUAAAAUUUUAUUAUUUUAGAUGUUCAUCUUUUAAAUGGACACUCAUGUAAAUCACAAUUUCAUGUUUCUUUUAUUAUUUUUGUAAUAAGAAGCUUAGACUUCAAGGUGUGGGAUACGUGAACUAAUAGAAUCCCUGAAAGGGUUUCUAUUAAGUUCGCAAUGCUGCAAGUUUUCUAAUAAGUUACCAAUGUUGCAAGUUUUUUCUUUCCUUGAAUAAUGUACCAAAUUGUUUGAAUAAAUUUCCAUCUUUCCCUUUA